Molecule: messenger RNA, 1446 nt
Organism: Haplochromis burtoni (Burton's mouthbrooder)
Lineage: Eukaryota; Metazoa; Chordata; Actinopteri; Cichliformes; Cichlidae
Product: nuclear GTPase SLIP-GC-like
Exons: 7
Coding region: 311-1387 (358 amino acids)
Molecular function (GO): GTPase activity
Source: RefSeq, a predicted model, not a curated record
AACAGGUUGGUGGUGUACCGGGGACUUCUGUUUAAGACUAUGCUUCCUCCUCAUCGUCACCCAGUCAUCUUGUUUCCCCGACUGUUCGGGACAAUUUGCCAGAGGGAGCUAGCCUUUGACUGGACAGGCUAAAGGGGCCUGGCUAGCUAUAGGAUUUUUAAGGGUGCGAAGCAAAGUCUCCAAUUCUGUGAUAAGGUAUUAGGUAUAUAAUGUAUUCUUCAUCAGUCUGCUAGUUAUAAAUAUAACUGCAUUUAAGUUUGUUGAUUGUAAAACUUGUAUGCUAGUGUCCUUCAAAUGUUGUUAAAGAGCAAUGCCAAUGCAAAUAGUAAUAAUUUCCUGUAUAACUCAUAUUCAUCCUCAGGUCUUGCCAUCCACAAGUGAUACAGGAAAGAGAAAAUCAGAUCUUCAAAGUGACGCCAGCAGGUUGCAGUCACCAGCUAAGCGACAGCGUCUGUCUAUGCCAGGAUUUGCAGAAUCAAUCAUACUGUCUGAUGUGAAAAGCAUCAUGACAUUUGUACAUGCCAGACUAAAUGACCAAGACAAACUCAGUGCUUUCUUGAAGAAAAAGAUCAGUGAUUUGGAGACAGACAAGAGGGAGCUGGUUGGUGUCUUUGGUAAAACCGGGGCUGGAAAGAGCUCUUUGAUAAAUGCCAUCAUUGAAGAGAAGAAUCUUUUACCUUCAGGAAGCAUCAAUGCCUGCACCUCAGUCAUGAUCAAAGUGGAAGCCAACACACGUAGCACAAAGUAUGAAGCAGAAAUUGAGUUCAUCACAAAGGAGGAGUGGAAAGAUGAGUUGUGGUCAUUUCAUCAGCUUCUUGACAAUAAUGAAGAUCAGGACAAGGAAGGCGACGAUGAUUAUCGUGAUGCUGUUGAAAAGCUGUCAGCACUUUAUGGAGAAGAAUGGAAAGAGAAGUCCUCUGAAAACCUCAUGGAGAACAAAUAUUUCAAAGAAAUUCCAGAAUUUCUCCAAUCCAGGCGGAAGAUAUUGAGAUGUGAAUCAGCUAAUGAACUUUCUGCACAAUUUGUCAAGUACACAAGAAGUGAGUCAAAACAAGGAGAAGGCAAUGAAGGAAAAAAGUGGUUUUGGCCACUAGUGAAGUGUGUGACUGUCAGGGUGCCAAACAAUCCUUUUCUCCAGCAUGUCACACUUGUGGACCUUCCUGGAAAUGGUGACUGUAACAAGAGCAGAGAUCAGAUGUGGAAAGGGAUAGUUGGAGAUUGUUCUACUGUGUGGAUUGUGACUGAAAUUAAUCGAGCAGCAUCAGAGAAAGAGGCCUGGGAGAUCCUGGAAAGUGUCAGUAGUCUGAUUGGAAAUGGUGGCGAAUGUCAGCAAAUUCAUUUUAUCUGCACCAAGUCUGAUCUUCUUGAUGAUUCCGAUGAUCUGUAAGUAAUUUUGAAUGCUGAUCAACUACAGGGUGUUUCCAUGUAAGAUAAACCCAGGCUAGA